Molecule: messenger RNA, 849 nt
Organism: Penicillium vulpinum
Lineage: Eukaryota; Fungi; Ascomycota; Eurotiomycetes; Eurotiales; Aspergillaceae
Product: class I SAM-dependent methyltransferase
Exons: 2
Coding region: 1-849 (282 amino acids)
Source: RefSeq, a predicted model, not a curated record
AUGUCUCCAGACGUGAUCAACAUCGCGAAGCUCUCCGAUGGCGGGUCAUCCGAACAUCAAAUCCAACACAGGAUCGACGUUUUGAAGAAGUGGAAUCUUCUUCCAGGCUCAAAAAUCCUUGAAAUUGGCUGCGGACAAGGAGAUUUCACCUUGGUGGCGGCCUACAUGGUGGGGGACCAGGGUCACGUCACAGCAAUUGACCCGGCACCAUUAGACUACGGCGCACCUAUGACCCUAGGACAAGCACAGGACAAACUAAAGCAGGGUCAGAUCGGCGACCGAAUGACAUUCUACCAAUCAAAUCUUCAAGAGUUCCUCGAUUCCAGCGCUUCGGAGCAAGUCUACGACUAUGCCAUAUUUGUGCAUUCAGUUUGGUACCUGCCAUCUGCCGACGCGUUGCAACCGAUGCUAGCAGCUCUCCAUGGAAGAACGAAGCACCUUCUCAUUGCGGAGUACUCCCUUGAUAUCUGCGGCGAUAUUGCUGCUCUCCCACAUUUGCUAGCGGCAAUCUCACAAGCCGAGUUCAACUCUAGAAGCAAUGCCUUGGACCAGGAUGAUAAUAUUCAGUCCAUUAUAUCCCCACAGAUUAUUUGUGCGCUAGCGCAAAAGGCAGGCUGGGAGCUACAGAAGGAAGAAGUUGUUGAGUCUGCUGAAGGACAAGAGGAUGCAAGAUGGGAGGUUCAUCGAGUCUUAUCUGAAGCAUAUAGUCUGAGAUCAGAGUCAACUGGUGAUGCUGCUCGCCAAGGCUUUGCGAAUGCGCUGAUUGAUGCCGUUGCACAGAGCGCGCGGGUACUUGGGCCAAGUCCAAAACUCCGGACAUUGCCUACGUGGCUGGGAAAAUGGGUGUGA